Messenger RNA from Neolamprologus brichardi, 566 nucleotides. NCBI's taxonomy places the organism in Eukaryota, Metazoa, Chordata, Actinopteri, Cichliformes, Cichlidae. The record is from RefSeq and is a predicted model, not a curated record.
AUGUUACUAUGGCUGUGUGGCGACUUUAUCUCUGAAUCCUGUCAGGCCUAUUUGAUUGGGGGGUUUUUUUUGCUUUCGUUCCAGGUGGAGAUGGUGGUGAGGCUGUGGAAGGACGGCUUCACUGUGAAUGACGAGGACUUUCGCAGCUACUCCAUUCCAGAGAAUCAAGAGUUCCUGGAUGCCAUCAAAAGGGGGGAGCUUCCGGCAGAGUGGGAGAGCAGGGCAGAAGAGGAGGAGCUGGAGAUUAGCGUGGAAGAUCUGACAGAGGAAAAUUACGUUCCCAAGAAGAAGGCUUUUCAUCCCUUCAGCGGUCGAGGAUAUAGACUUGGCAGUGUGGCACCCAGAGUAGUAGCCAGGUCACCAUCUGUGCACGAGGACGGAGAAUCUCCUCCUAUUCCCAUGGUAACACUAGACCACGCCCUUCCCGUCACCUCCCUGCAGAUCUGGUUGGCCGACGGCAGGAGACUGGUGCAGAGGUUUAACCUAUCGCAUCGGUACGUAUCGCCAAUACGCCACAUCUCGAUCUUCGGUUUGAUCAAAGGACAAAAAUAAGAGACAGAAUCAGC